Molecule: messenger RNA, 1897 nt
Organism: Anopheles funestus (African malaria mosquito)
Lineage: Eukaryota; Metazoa; Arthropoda; Insecta; Diptera; Culicidae
Exons: 1
Coding region: 1-1536 (511 amino acids)
Source: RefSeq, a predicted model, not a curated record
AUGUAUUCUUAUCGUUCCAGAAUAUUAAUUUGUGUAAUUACUACAAUUAACGGAAAUUCCAUGAGGAUCUACAAUGUAACAAAUGAUCCACUAGUAAUAAUACCAUUAGGAAAAGCAACGUUAAGAACAGGAAGUUUAAGAAUUUUACAUCCUAUUAAUAUAACGCAAUUAGAAGAUGUUAUAAUGAAUAAUGAUGAAAAAAUAAAAAAUCAGUUAAAUUUAAAUGCGCUCGACAAGAUUGUAAAGUUCAAGGUUAACAAGUUGCAUGAAACGUUUAGGAAGAUUAGUCCACAUAGUGUACGUACUAAACGCUGGGAUUCUAUCGGCACCGCAUGGAAAUGGAUUGCUGGAACACCCGAUGCUGAAGAUCUACAUAUUAUAAAUUCCACGCUCAAUGCGCUUAUUGAGCAAAAUAAUCGUCAAAUACUAAUCAACGAUAAAAUAGACGAACGCAUACAAGAUGUUACAAAUAUUGCAAACAACGUUCUACGACUAGAAGAAGAAAGACUGCAAGAAAGAUCAUAUGAGAUAAUACAACUAGUAUCGAUUUCUAAUAUCGACCUGCUACAAGAUUAUUUGGAAACCAUCGAAGAAGCUAUAUUGCUAGCAAAACAAGGAAUACCGAGUAGCAAACUCUUAUCACUAGCAGAUUUGAAUCAAAUGGUAACUUUUCUCGCCGAACACGAUAUCCAUGUAGCUACUACAGAAGAAUUGUUGGUAAACGCAAAAGCACAGGUAUCAAUGAACAAAACGCAUGUAAUGUAUAUACUGAAAUAUCCGUAUGAAUCCAAGGAAACAUUUGAAUAUUGGUACAUUGAUUCGAUUUUAAAGGAUAAAAAACGACUUUUCCUUAACAAUAAUCAUAUCAUCAAGAAUCAAACACAUGUUUAUGAGUCGCUACAGCCAUGUGAAGAAAAAGACAACAGCAAAUACCUUUGCGACAGCAUGCAUUUAAAUCCGUCAACUGAGUGCAUACAAAGAUUGGUACAAGGCAAACAUGCCAACUGCACUUACGAAAAAGUCUACUACAACGGAUUGAUAAAAAGAAUAAACGAUGAAUUUAUUCUUAUUAAUGAUGCAAACAUAACGAUUUCUUCAAACUGUAACAACAGUACCCGACUCUUUAAUGGAUCAUACCUGAUACAAUUCGAAAAUUGUAGUAUAUACAUAAAUAAUGAAGAGUACCCAAAUCUAGAAACAACAGUACAGAUAAAAAGUUUCUAUUCAACAUUGGGACUAACCGCAACUGAGAUCGAUACCAUAGAUAAACCACCUACCGAAUAUCUCACCAACAUGACGCUCACCAAUCGAGAAAAGCUACAAAUUAUCAGUCUACAGAAUGAUUCGCUGGCAUGGAAGAUAAACAUCUUUGGAUCAUUAUGGGUAACAUUUCCUAUAACCAUCAUUGGAGUUGCAAUAUUUUGUUUCAUCUACAGAUGCAAAAGAACUACAAUAAGGAUUGAACAACAACCCGCAACCUUCACGAGUACUCCAAUGACAUUCCAAGCUCUACAACGGACUUUGAGGACAAAGUAACUAAGAGGGGAGGAGUUAGCACCAAGCGGAUCUUGUUCUGAUGAAACAGCGAAGAUCAACACAUUCUGAAGUAAACACCAUGCAGCAGCAAAGAUCAGCACAUUCCGAUCACCGUCCCAUGAUCAAGUCGUUAUGCUCCCACGGUCAAGCCGUUAUGCUGCACUUGCAGUUAUGGAACAGUACGGAUCAUAUUACUGCGAGGCCAGCGUAGCGCAGCAAUAGCGACAGUCUUAAGUUAGAUUCAAAGCAGUACAGUCGAGAAGUGCGUUCGCUUCUGCUAGAAUAGUUUUAAGUAUUAGAUGUAAGAAAUAGAAAUAAAAACUUUUUUUUUGGCCACUCGGCCAGACGGAAAGUUUAACUA